Messenger RNA from Perognathus longimembris pacificus (Pacific pocket mouse), 1123 nucleotides. RefSeq names its product aminocarboxymuconate semialdehyde decarboxylase (gene Acmsd). Gene Ontology annotation, molecular function: carboxy-lyase activity; hydrolase activity. The coding region runs from base 105 to 1115 and encodes 336 amino acids. The record is from RefSeq and is a predicted model, not a curated record. The transcript has 10 exons. Gene Ontology annotation, cellular component: cytoplasm; cytosol. NCBI's taxonomy places the organism in Eukaryota, Metazoa, Chordata, Mammalia, Rodentia, Heteromyidae. Gene Ontology annotation, biological process: secondary metabolic process.
GUAGUCAUAAAAGGCACUGGGCAAAUCAAUUCACUCCAUAGUUUUCAUAGAGAUCUCCUGAUAUUAAUUUUUUUCUUACACGUGUCUCCUCUGAUCCUCUGGAGAUGAAAAUUGACAUCCAUAGUCAUAUUCUUCCAAAAGAAUGGCCAGAUCUAGAAAAGAGAUUUGGCUAUGGAGGCUGGAUCCAGCUCCAACACCACAGCAAGGGAGAAGCAAAGAUGGUGAAAGAUGGAAAGAUCUUCAGAGUGGUCCAAGAGAAUUGCUGGGAUCCAGAAGUUCGUAUUAGAGAAAUGGAUCAAAAAGGAGUAACAGUGCAAGCCCUUUCCACGGUUCCCAUCAUGUUUAGCUAUUGGGCCAAACCUCAGGACACUUUGGACUUAAGCCAGUUUUUAAACGAUGACCUAGCUGCCACUGUAGCAAGCCACCCUCGAAGGUUUGUGGGUCUAGGGACAUUGCCUAUGCAAGCCCCUGACCUGGCAGUCAAGGAGAUGGAGCGCUGUGUAAAGGAGCUGGGAUUUCCAGGGGUCCAGAUUGGCUCCCACAUCAACACCUGGGACCUGAACGAACGGGAACUCUUCCCUGUCUAUGCAGCAGCUGAAAGGCUGAACUGUUCCCUGUUUGUGCAUCCCUGGGAUAUGCAGAUGGAUGGACGAAUGGCCAAAUACUGGCUCCCUUGGCUCGUAGGAAUGCCAGCAGAGACCACCACAGCCAUUUGCUCCAUGAUCAUGGGUGGAGUGUUUGAAAAGUUUCCAAAAUUGAAAGUGUGUUUUGCACAUGGAGGUGGUGCUUUCCCUUUCACAAUGGGAAGAAUCUCCCAUGGAUUCAACAUGCGCCCAGAUCUAUGUGCCCAGGACAACCCAAAUGACCCUAAGAAAUACCUUGGUUCCUUUUAUACAGACUCCUUGGUUCAUGAUCAUCGGUCUCUUAAGUUGUUAACAGAUGUCAUAGGAAAGGAUAAAGUCAUUUUGGGAACUGAUUACCCCUUUCCAUUGGGUGAGCUAGAACCUGGGAAACUGAUAGAGUCCAUGGAAGAAUUUGAUGAAGAAACAAAGGAAAAACUCAAAGCUGAUAAUGCCCUGGCAUUUUUGGGUCUUAAGAAAAAACAAUUUGAAUGAAUUCAGUA